GUUUAGGGGUCAGUGCUCUAAAAUGAGUCUCUCUGGGGAGAGAGAGGAGGUGGGCCCUGCCUCUAAAAUGAGUCUCUCUGGGGCGAGAGAGGAGGGGGGCCUUGCCUCUAAAAUGCAUCUCUCUGAGGGACAUGACACCAAAGCUAAGAGGAUCCAUUUUGAGACGACAGAGCAGAAAACACUACAUGGAGAUCAUUGAAAAAUAAAGGGUCAGUGCUCUAAAAUGAGUCUCUCCGGGAAGAGAGAGGAGGGGGGCCCUGCCUCUAAAAUGAAUCUCUCUGAGGGACAUGACACCAAAGCUAAGAGUCCAAUCCAGCAGAAGAGACCAGCCUCCCCUGUUCCCAGCUGUGUGUCCAUGAAGAGUAACCAGUCUAUGAUUCAACCUAUAGUGUUUAGAAAGGGAGACUUUUCUACUGAACAAAGGCACAAGGACAACGUAGCACGUCCUGUGAACACGUCAGGGUUCCAUAGCCGGAGGCAGACCAGCAGAAACUGGAUCAGCAGCACAACAAGACCAAACAAGCAGGAGAGACCAGCCUCCCCUGUUCCCAGCUGUGUGUCCAUGAAGAGUGACUGGUCUAUGAUUCAACCUAUAAACUUUAGAGAGGGAGACUUUUCUACUGAACAAAGAAACCAACAGGAGAGAUCAGAGUCAGAGAUUCUCAGUGGUCAGUCUUCCCAGAGUCAUCAAACAAACCUGGCCUCCAUAUUCAGUACGCUUGAAGAGAAAAUUAUGACAUUUGUGAAGAACGAGCUGAAGAUGUUCAAGAGGAUUCUUAGUCCAGAACUCCCAGGAGGCUUUGAGAGUCAGAAGCAGGAUAAGGAAGUGGUGGAUGCUGAUGAUGAGAAGCAGGAGAGCAGUGCUAGAGAGGGGGCUCUGAAGAUCACACUGCACAUCCUGAGGAAAAUGAACCAGAAGGAGCUUGCUGACACACUGGAGAAAUAUUCAGAUGAUCUUGCUGUGAUUUGCCAACGUGAACUCAAAUCUAAUCUAAAGAAGAAGUUUCAAUGUGUAUUUGAGGGGAUCGCUAAACAAGGAAACCCAACACUUCUCAAUAAGAUCUACACAGAGCUCUACAUCACAGAGGGUGGAACAGGAGAGGUCAAUAAUGAACAUGAGCUGAGACAGAUUGAGACAACAACCAGGAAACAAGCAAGACCAGAGACUGCAAUCAAAUGUAACGACAUCUUCAAACCCUUAACUGGACAAGACAAACUUAUCAGAACUGUGAUGACAAAGGGAGUCGCUGGCAUUGGAAAAACAGUCUCUGUGCAGAAGUUCAUUCUGGACUGGGCUGAAGGAAAAGCAAAUCAGGAUGUCCAAUUUGUAUUUUCAUUCCCUUUUCGGGAGCUGAAUUUGAUGAAAGAGGACAAACACACUUUCAUUGAACUUCUUAAUCACUUCUCAAUGGAAACCAAAGAAUCAAGAAUCUCCAUCUACAACAAGUACAAAGUUCUGUUCAUCUUUGAUGGUCUGGAUGAGUGUCGACUGCCCCUAGACUUCCAGAAGAACAAGAUCUGUUGGGACGUCACAGAGUCAACCUCAGUGGAUGUUCUGCUGACAAAUCUCAUCAAGGGAAAUCUGCUUCCCUCUGCUCUCCUCUGGAUAACUACCCGACCUGCAGCAGCCAAUAAGAUCCCCCCUGAGUGUGUUGACCAGGUGACAGAGGUACGAGGGUUCAAUGACCCGCAGAAGGAGGAAUACUUCAGGAAGAGAUUCAGUGAUGAGGACCUGUCCAGCAGAAUCAUCUCACACAUAAAGACAUCAAGGAGCCUCCACAUCAUGUGCCACAUUCCAGUCUUCUGUUGGAUUUCUGCAACAGUCCUUGAACACAUGCUGAAACAUAAGAGAGAAGAGAUGCCCAAGACUCUGACUGAGAUGUACACACACCUUGUGGUGUUUCAUACCAAACAGAAGAAUGAAAAGUAUCUUGGGAAAGAAGAGACAGGUCCACACUGGAAUAAAGAGAGCAUUCUGUCCCUGGGAAAACUGGCUUUUCAACAGCUUGUGAAUGGCAAUCUGAUUUUCUAUGAAGAAGACCUGAAAGAGGCUGGCAUUGAUGUCAAUGAAGCCUCAGUGUACUCAGGAUUGUGCACACAGCUCUUUAAAGAGGAACGUGGGCUGUACCAGGACAAGGUGUACUGCUUUGUUCAUCUGAGCAUUCAGGAGUUUCUGGCUGCUGUAUAUGUGUUCCUCUCAUUCAUCAACAACAAUGAGAAUCUAAUGGACAAACUGCAAACAAAAGACGAGCCUGAAGUUACUGUCUACAAGAGUGCUGUGGAUAAAGCCUUACAAAGUGAGACGGGAAACCUGGACCUUUUCCUCCGCUUCCUUCUGGGCCUCUCACUGGAGUCCAAUCAGAAGCACUUACGAGGUCUACUGACAAAGACAAGAAGCCGCUCACAGAGCCAAGAAGAAACAGUCAUUUACAUCAAGGAGAAGAUCGGGGAGGAUCUCUCUCCAGAGAGGAGCAUCAAUCUGUUCCACUGUCUGAAUGAACUGAAUGACCAUUCUCUAGUGGAGGAGAUCCAAAGCUUCCUGAGAUCAGGAAGUCUCUCAGAACCCAACCUGUCCCCUGCACAGUGGUCAGCUCUGGUCUUUGUGUUGCUGACUUCAGAACAGGAGCUGAAUGUGUUUGACCUGAAGAAAUACUCCAGAUCAGAGGAAGGUCUUCUGAGGCUGCUGCCAGUGGUCAAAGCCUCCAGAGCUGCUCUGCUGUCAGGCUGUGGAGUCACAGAGGAAGGCUGUGCUUCUCUGGUCUCAGCUCUCAGUUCAAACCCCUCACACCUGAGAGAGCUGGACCUGAGUAACAAUGACCUGAAGGAUUCAGGAGUGGAGCUGCUCUCUAAUGGACUGGGGAAUCCCCACUGUAAACUGGAGACUCUGAGACUCACUGUCUGUAAACUCACAGACACAUCCUGUGAAGUGUUGGCCUCAGUUCUCAGUUCAAACCCCUCACACCUGAGAGAGCUGGACCUGAGUAACAAUGACCUGAAGGAUUCAGGAGUGGAGCUGCUCUCUGCUGGACUGGAGAAUCCCCACUGUAAACUGGAGACUCUGAGACUGUCAGGCUGUCUAGUCACAGAGGAAGGCUGUGCUUCUCUGGUCUCAGCUCUGAGGUCAAACCCCUCACACCUGAGAGAGCUGGACCUGAGCUACAAUCACCCAGGAGACUCAGGAGUCAGACUGCUCUCUGCUGGACUGGAGGAUCCACACUGCAGACUGGAGAAACUCAAUGUGGAACAUGGUGGAGAGAACAGAAUGAAACCUGGACCUAGAAAAUAUGUCUGUGAUCUCACACUGGACCCAAACACAGUAGACAGACUCCUCUCUCUGUCUGAGGAGAACAGAAAGGUGACAUGUAGGAGAGAGAAUCAGCCGUAUCCUGAUCACCCAGAGAGAUUUGAGGGCUGUAGACAGGUGCUGUGUAGAGAGGGUCUGACUGGGUGCUGUUACUGGGAGGUAGAGUGGAGUGGGAGAGGGGCUGGUAUAGGAGUGACAUAUAAAGGAAUCAGCAGGGGAGGAGGGGGUGAGGACUGUUGUCUUGGAGACAAUGACAAGUCCUGGAGUCUGUUCUGCUAUGACAACAGUUACACUGCCUGGCACAAUAAUAAUCCCACUACCAUAGACGUCCGCUCCUCCAGCUCCCACAGAGUAGGAGUGUAUCUGGACUGGCCAGCCGGCACUCUGUCCUUCUAUAGAGCCUCCUCUGACACACUGACCCACCUGAUCACAUUCACCUCCACAUUCACUGAGCCCCUCUAUCCAGGGUUUUGGGUUGAUUACAACUCCUCAGUGUUUAGGCUUUGGUGGGAAGGCGACUCAGUGUCCCUCUGUCAGUGAUACACACACACACAAACACUGGACACACACACACACUGGACACAGACACACACACACACACACUUACACACACACACUGGACACACACA
Messenger RNA from Oncorhynchus kisutch (coho salmon), 3933 nucleotides. RefSeq names its product NLR family CARD domain-containing protein 3-like. The transcript has 14 exons. Gene Ontology annotation, molecular function: protein binding. Lineage: Eukaryota; Metazoa; Chordata; Actinopteri; Salmoniformes; Salmonidae. The coding region runs from base 224 to 3844 and encodes 1206 amino acids. The record is from RefSeq and is a predicted model, not a curated record.